Molecule: messenger RNA, 1258 nt
Organism: Prunus avium (sweet cherry)
Lineage: Eukaryota; Viridiplantae; Streptophyta; Magnoliopsida; Rosales; Rosaceae
Product: S-adenosyl-L-methionine-dependent methyltransferases superfamily protein
Source: RefSeq, a predicted model, not a curated record
GGGCGUUUUCCAGUCGUUUUCAUUACACCACCCUCAUACUAAGCUCGCAAGAAUGACCCAACCAAACAGAAACGCAGUCUCUAAUUCUCUUCCUGUCUUCCUCUUCUCCAUUCUCUUCUCUCUGUCUUUAUCUCUCUCUCUCUCAAAACCAACCCAAGCUAACCUAAGCUUUAGCCUUACAAACACAAUGAACCCAAAACCACCCACCAUGAAAGAAGACCACCAAAAGAAACUCACCCCCUUCAAACUACUCAAACCCGUCGCCUACCUCCUCCUCCUCCUCCUCUCCUUCACCUUUGGAUACCUCUCUUCCCCUUCUUCUCCAACAACCCCCUCUUUUUCUCCUCCCUCCCCCCAACUCCCCCAACUCGUCAACCUCCCAACUCAACUCGACCACUUCCGACUCACCUCGCACUGCGCCACCCCACUCCCUUCUCACCUCAUCCGCCAAACCAUCCUUGACCGCCUCUUCAAAUCCACCUCCCCCUUCGUCAACUUCCCCCCUCCCUACGCCACCCCCCUCCUCCGCCGCAGCCGCGUCAAAGGCUGGGGCUCAAACGGCGCCGUUUUCCAAAACCUCAUCCAAAAAGUCCAACCCCAAACCAUCAUCGAAAUCGGCACCUUCCUUGGCGCCUCCGCCAUUCACAUGGCCGGCUUGACCCGCCAGCUCGGCCUCAACGACACCCAGAUCCUCUGCCUCGACGACUUCCGCGGCUGGCCCGGCUUCCGCGACCGGUUCCGCGACAUCGGCCUCCUGAACGGCGACGUUUUGCUGCUCUACCAGUUCAUGCAGAACGUCGUCUCGGUCAACGCAACGGAGACGGUCUUGCCCAUUCCGUUCUCUACCGGGUCGGGUCUUGACUGGCUCUGUGAGAUGGGCGUGUUCGGGGAUUUGAUCGAAGUGGAUGCUGGUCAUGAUUUUAAUUCGGCCUGGUCCGAUAUUAUUCGGGCUUACCGGAUUUUGCGCCCCGGUGGGGUUAUUUUCGGGCACGAUUAUUUUACCGCAGCGGACGACCACGGGGUCAGGAGGGCGGUAACUUUGUUUGCCCGAGUUUACGGACUCAAGAUUAAGCUUGAUGGGCAACAUUGGGUCAUUGAAUCGAGUUAAUUAAACUUACUUCGUAUAAAUUCUAAAUCUUAUAGAUGAGGCUUAUGGUGUUUGACUACUUGCAAUCUGGAAAUAAAUAUGAUAAAAUCUUAGAGUGUAAUGAAAUAAUUGUUUAUUAAUUACCAUUCUAUGAUAAAAUUUGAGGUGACA